Molecule: messenger RNA, 2491 nt
Organism: Cyprinodon variegatus (sheepshead minnow)
Lineage: Eukaryota; Metazoa; Chordata; Actinopteri; Cyprinodontiformes; Cyprinodontidae
Gene: chrnb1
Product: cholinergic receptor, nicotinic beta 1
Exons: 11
Coding region: 143-1633 (496 amino acids)
Biological process (GO): chemical synaptic transmission; signal transduction; regulation of membrane potential
Cellular component (GO): synapse; neuron projection; postsynaptic membrane
Molecular function (GO): acetylcholine-gated monoatomic cation-selective channel activity; transmembrane signaling receptor activity
Source: RefSeq, a predicted model, not a curated record
GACUGACAGACAACAACAGCUCUAGCCAAACUGGACUCAGUGUUAAAACAUUUUCAUCUGCUGGAUAAGACAAGUAUUAAUAUUGGUCUGAAAAGUUGGAUUAUCCUUACUUGAAGAUCCGCAUUUGGUUCAGGGGGCCACCAUGAUAAGCCUGCUGAGCAAGCUGCUGCUGUUAUGUUGCUUUUACUGUCUGAGCACUCCAGGAGGUGCUGCUGAGGCAGAGCAGACUGUAAUGAAGAAAAUCUUCACUGGCUACAACCUGAAGGUUCGCCCUGCUCUGACCCCUGCUGAUAGGGUGGUGGUUCGUGUGGGGAUGAUCCUGUCCUCCUUCGUUGGAUUGAAUAUGAAAAAUGAAGAAAUGAGCACAAUCGUUGUUAUGAAUCUGGAAUGGACAGAUUAUCGUCUGAAAUGGAAACCCAAGGAGCACGAUGGGAUUGAGGUGGUACGUGUUCCCUCUUCGAGGGUGUGGCUUCCUGACAUCGUUCUAAUCAAUAACAAUGAUGGAGUGUUUGAUGUGGCCCUUCAAGUUCAUGUUCAGAUUUACAGUGAUGGCAGGGUAACCUGGACGCCCCCUGCUCUCUACUGCAGCUCCUGUGGAGUCAAGGUGACAUAUUUCCCAUUUGACUGGCAGAAUUGCUCCAUGAAGUUUCGCUCUUACACAUACGAUUCAACUGAGAUCGACCUGCAAUAUGCAAGAGACUCAAGAGGCAAUGAAAUCAGGGAGAUCCAGUUAGAUGAAGGCUUCAGUGAGGGUGGUGAGUGGUACAUCAGACACAAGCCAAGCAGGAAAAACAUGAACGAUGGCAUCUACGAAGAAAUGACUUUCUACCUGAUCAUAGAGAGAAAGCCUCUGUAUUACAUCAUCAACAUCAUCAUCCCCUGUAUCCUCAUCACAAUCAUCGCUAUAUUCAACUUUUACCUGCCUCCUGAUGCAGGAGAGAAGAUGGGUCUGUCCAUCAAUGUGUUGCUUACCCUUACCGUGUUCUUGCUGCUGCUGGCUGAUAAGAUCCCUGAGACUUCACUGGGUGUCCCAAUCAUUGUCAACUACAUCAUGUUCACCAUGAUCCUGGUUACCUUCUCCGUCAUCCUGAGCGUGGUCGUCCUCAACCUGCACCAUCGUUCCCCCAACACCCACAUGAUGCCAAUGUGGGUACGCAAGAUCUUUAUACACAUCCUGCCUACCUAUCUAUGCAUGAUGCGUCCAAAAGUAGAAACCCCACUUUCCCUCGAGAUCAUUCCCCGCCGGGAGAAACAGACGGUGAUGAGUAUCAGCAAAGUGGCUGAUGAGUACUUCAUCCGAAAACCUGACACGUCCAUCCUGUUCCCUAAGCCCAACAGGUUUCACUCAGAUGGCCUUUGCACGGAUCUGAAAAAGUUCAUUGACGGCCCGAGCACCUACCUUACCCUUCCCGAUGAGCUCAAGUCAGCUAUUGAAGCAAUCACGUACAUUGCUGAGGCUCUGCAGGCUGAGAAAGACUAUGAAGCUCUAAAAGAGGACUGGCAGUUCGUAGCAAUGGUGGUGGACCGCAUGUUUUUCUGGAUCUUCGUCGUCCUCACCAUCGUGGGCACUUUGGCCAUUUUCUCUGAUGCCAGUCUCAAUCACACCCCAACAGACCCCUUCAAAUGGACCUGAGGAGCUGAACUCCCAGGUUCAGGAAAUGGUGCAGAGGAUUGCUCCAUAAGUCAGACUAGAUUCCUACACUGCAACAGAUCCUUCCAGGAAAGAAAGACAAACUUUGGAUAAAAACUGUUGGUCUUACGAAGUUUUUAGUCCCUUUGACUUGUUCUAAAUGUGAAUAUGUCAACUAUUUCUUGAACUGUAAUAACCCAUCUAGAUCUAAUAUAAUCCAUUUUACAUGCUAUGCUAUUACGUGACAUUGGCUUUUUUAAAGCAUUUUAUGUACAGCUGAAAUCAGAUAUUCCAACUGUUAACACUUAAACACCAUGAAAAACCAGCUGCUAUAAUAAGCUGGCUGUGUGCCUUUCAUGCCGCCUGUGCAGAGAGUGUGGCACGUGCCUGGGGGUAAUCCUAUUUGUGCUUUAGUCACUGGUGUAUAGGUGCACAUUUGUUUGGAGGCUAAUCUUGUAUUGGAGUGCAGAACAUCACCGUCCUCUGUGUCUCACUUUGUCUGAGGACACAAGGACACCAAGUAUCUUUUAUGGUACAUACAUAGUUGCAACAGUGCUUUUGUUUUUCUCAUUUUAAUAAAGAUCCAAGGGGAGGAUAUAUAUCUAAGGCUGCAUCUGUUGUCACAAUGCUUUAACACUCUGUGUAUCACCUGCCAAUUCAUCUAAUAUUAGCCCAAUUAGUGGGUCUAAUAAUAGGCAGUGGUUAGUGCAGACUGGGUCCCUCAUAUCUAUUAGUACAGUUUUUGAAGAGACUGCCAAACAUUUAGACAGCAGAAUUAAUGUGAAACAAAUUAUGUCCGCACUGGCAAAAGUAAAUCCUAUUUGCUCUUUUGGGACGGUUUCACCUACAAUAAAGAUAUUU